Geodia barretti is the source of this 305-nucleotide messenger RNA. The record is from the annotation of a GenBank genome assembly. NCBI's taxonomy places the organism in Eukaryota, Metazoa, Porifera, Demospongiae, Tetractinellida, Geodiidae.
GAAGGAGGAAAUAAUAUUAAAAACCACAGUCUCUCUCAGUCCAACGCAACAGCCUGCUCGCCAAUAAUACUCUGGAGGGUGAGUUCUGUUCAAAGAAAGCAGUAACAUUAGUAUUGAGGACUGCCUCAACACUACAGAAAGAGAGGGCGCUGAUUCUGAGGGGGGAUGGGAGGAGGGAGGUUCUGAGGGGAGAGGCGAGGGAGGUUGUGAGGGGGGAUGGGAUGAGGGAGGUUCUGAGGGGAGAAGGGAGGAAGGAGUUUGUCCUCCACUUCCAGCUGGAGCCAGACGCCUCCUGGAAAUUGUAA